Messenger RNA from Symbiodinium pilosum, 1431 nucleotides. The record is from the annotation of a GenBank genome assembly. NCBI's taxonomy places the organism in Eukaryota, Dinophyceae, Suessiales, Symbiodiniaceae.
AUGGGGGCCUUGCUGGCGAUUCUGGCACUCUUUUUUUGGGGACCGAGCUUUGUGCCUGGGUUUGCGCCUCCCACGGUCAUACUACAGGACAUCGCACUGUUUCCAGAAGUCGAAGCGUGUCUGGCGACAGCAGUUGACAAUGCCUCGUCAGAGUCGGAACAGGCCACGCAUAUGCUCAUGGCAUCUUCGAUUUCCUUUGCUUUACUGGCGCGCUUCCUGCCAAAGCGUGAGAAGCGUCAAGACGAGAUUUCAGAGAUGGAUGCCAACCGACGUGGCUUGGAGCGUGCUUUGGACUUCAGUGAUCCGCAUGAAGGGCGAGCGCGCGAAGGGUCCAGAGGUCCGUUUUUGCCUCCCCUGCCGUCGGAACGCGAGCUGAAAGAGGUACGCACGGCCCCGACACAACUGAUAGUUCGCCAGCAGCGGGUACCGAGCAAUCCUCGAAGCUCGAAUUCUUUCCUCUGCAGGCUGAGCAAAGAGGUGCCACAAGACAGGCUGGCAGCCCAGAUCAAGACGUGGAUAUGCUUCGUAUACUUCCUGCAUUUACUGGGCUUCACUAUGCAAGGACCUAUAUUGCCGGCAAUCAGGGCACACUUCAACUUGCUUGCGUCGCAGACGGGCUUGAUCACUUCUGCGUUUCCAACCGGCAUGGUUCUGGCCUUGUCGAUCUUUCCCCGGUGUAGUGACAAUUACGGACGCAAACCUAUGCUCCUCGUAUGCCUGGCUGGCGUGGGCAUUGGCUUCCUGCUCCAGGCAUGUGCGCUGAAGUUUCACUGGCCCUUCAAGAGAUUCCUCCAACUGCGCGUUGCCAGCGGAAUGUUUGCUGGAGCAGCUGUAGUGAUCAAGGCGCUCAUUGCGGACUUGGAACCAGAGGCAAUGCUGCGAGCGGUGGCGAAUCGAGAAGCUGCGGGGACCAUGGCCUUCAUCGUGGGACCAACACUGGGAGGACUCAUCUACUCGCAUGCGGGCAUUACUGGCGUGACCCUGUUGGGCGGUCUUGUGUCGCUUCUUGCAGCCUUUCUCGUUGCCCGCUUCCUGGACUACAUGCCUCCUCCGAUGGGCCAGACGCAGAAAGUGAAGCGGCCAUCCGGAGGUCAAACGCUUCGAUUAACAUGGGCUCUGUUGUUUGCCUUCAUCUUCAUCCAUGUUGUUUACAUAAGCGCGACUUCCGUUUUCGACAGCUUCUUUGGGGUUUGGUGUUUCGACCGCUUCGGAUGGACGCCGCGACGACUGGGCGCAGUCCUGACGCUCGCGGCAACCUUUGCAUUCAUGGCGAAUGCCUUUGUGUACCGCAGGCUCAUGAUGAAGGAGGGCAGGGUGCUCCUCGGUGCUGUCAUUGGCCUUGCAUCCGUCGCCACAUCGUUUGCAGCUAUGAGCAUGACAAGAAAGCCUAAUCUUGUGGCUUGGAAGAUACAUAACCGUGCCAGUUUGUGA